Molecule: messenger RNA, 1220 nt
Organism: Pieris brassicae (large cabbage white)
Lineage: Eukaryota; Metazoa; Arthropoda; Insecta; Lepidoptera; Pieridae
Product: androgen-dependent TFPI-regulating protein-like
Exons: 5
Coding region: 187-894 (235 amino acids)
Cellular component (GO): membrane; endomembrane system
Source: RefSeq, a predicted model, not a curated record
UUUCAAUACAGAAAUAAUAAAUAUUAGAACAUCGUUAAACGUACUUAUCGCAUGUCGUGGUCUUGUUAUUAAUUUUUAUCUAAAUUAUUUAUUGUGUAGUAAGCGGUCACUUUGAUAUGUACCGGAUUUGUUUUCGUUAAACUAAAAGGCUCUUAAAAAUUAAAUUCGUGAAUAUAUUAUUUAGUCAUGGAAUACAGAAAACAUAGAAUUUUCGGAUAUUCAUUAGCAAUAUUUAUACAUGUCGCUAAUUUAGUAUAUAUGGGAAUAUAUAUAGCCCCAAGGGUUUACGGUAAUCCAAAACUUACGAAGUUUAAUAAUUUACAACCGAGAUUCUUUACGAUUUGGACCUUGAUGUUGCAAUUGACAUACUCUGCUGUAAGUUUAAUAUGUGAAUUAACAUUCGAAAACGCAACGAAAAGGAAAAACAUCACACGAUAUGUAAACGGAUUUAGAAACGUUCUGUUUUCCAGUAUUCUGUGGCCAUCUUGUUGGGUUGUAGCGAUUGUAUUUUGGUCGCUCUAUUUAUAUGAUAUAGACCUAAUAUUCCCUGAACAUACAUCUGAAUUACUUCACCCUAUAUCUAACCAUAUAAUGCAUACACUAAUAGUACCUAUAUCUGUAUGGGAAGUACUAUACAGACCGAGAUCGCUGCCCAGAUCACAUAGGAAAUAUGUUUAUCAUCUAUUAUUAUUUUUCGCUUUUUAUUUUACUGUAUUGAUCUACACAUACAUAGAAAGAGGUCUAUGGAUUUAUCCGAUUUUUGCAAAAUUUUAUGGAACUAUCUUCUUCCCACUCUUACACCUGGCAGUGACGGGUAUAGCAAUAUCCGCUUACGUCAUACAAUGGCCGCUAGCGAAAUAUGUUUGGCGCCAAAAUAUAAAAAAAGGCCUAUAGUAUUUUGUAAAUUAGUGUUAAUUCUUAAUUUAUAUAUACAUUUACAAACAUUUUCUAUACAUUUAAAUGUUACGUACAAUUUAUUAUAGUUAACGUUAUUAUUUUCUUAUAGAUUUUCUGCUAUUCUCUUCAAAUUAUUUUUAUUUUGAUAUCCAUAAGGCAACCUCACACUGAAAUCAAUUUUCCUUAGUUUUUAUAAUUGUAUAUUAUUUGAUGUGUUUUUUUCUCUUCUUGAUUGUUAUGUUUGCCUACAAAUGUUUGUCACGUUAAGUCUUGUAUUUUAUUUUUCUUAUACUCAUAUCAAUGUAUGAUUGUGUCGAGCGUUG